Molecule: messenger RNA, 624 nt
Organism: Ctenocephalides felis (cat flea)
Lineage: Eukaryota; Metazoa; Arthropoda; Insecta; Siphonaptera; Pulicidae
Product: zinc finger protein 708-like
Exons: 1
Coding region: 10-624 (204 amino acids)
Biological process (GO): regulation of transcription by RNA polymerase II
Molecular function (GO): DNA-binding transcription factor activity, RNA polymerase II-specific; RNA polymerase II cis-regulatory region sequence-specific DNA binding
Source: RefSeq, a predicted model, not a curated record
ACAAAACAUAUGAACACCCACACUAAACAAUUCAAAUGUGAAACCUGCAACAAAGAGUUCAACCACAUAAAAAAAUUGAGGCGACACAAGUCAGUACAUGGAGAACGGCCUCAUAAAUGUACUAUAUGCAGUAAAUCCUUCCCCUUUGCAAGCAAUUUAAAAAAACACAUAGCCAUCCACACUGCAGAGUACUCCUACAAAUGCGAUGUAUGUGAAAAAUCCUUCACCCGUGCUGAUAAUUUAAAACAACACAUCUACACGCACACCGGAGAACGGUUUUACAAAUGUGAUAUGUGUGAUAAGACGUUCACCCAUUCUGGGCAUUUAAAGACUCAUCUAGUUACCCAUACCGGGGAAAGACCUUAUAAAUGUAAACUGUGUGAUAAAGCGUAUAGUUUUUCGAUUAAUCUAAGAAGACAUAAGUUGACUCAUACAGGGGAAAGACCGCAUAAGUGUGAGAUUUGUGGUAAGGGAUUCACGCAAUCUGGACAUUUGAAGACGCAUAUGGAGUCUCAUGCUAAGGAGAGUCGGUAUAAAUGUGAUUUGUGUGAUGAAACAUUUGCUUAUAUUAAUGCUCUGAAAAAACAUCGGAGGGUACACAAGAAGAAAAAAUCAGAAUUGUAA